AAAAAAAAAAAAGUACACAGAAACGAGAUCGCGAAGAGAAAAAAAUGCUUCAGAUCCGGCUGAGUAAGGGUCCGUCGUCGGACGGUGGCGGCGGUCCGGCGAGAUCCGCGCCGCCACUGGAGACGGUGACGGUGGCGUGCCCGGAACACCUCGUGAUUGCUGAUCUUCCUGUCGCGAAGAGCGUAGGUGUCCUCACCACCGCUUUUGCUUCCUCCGGCCGCAACAUGGGCCGCAGAUCGCGCCGCCAACUUGGAGAUAGGAUUCACUUGUGUGUCCGCUGCGAUUUCCCAAUCGCCAUUUAUGGCCGCCUUAUCCCUUGUGAACAUGCUUUUUGUUUAGCUUGUGCUCGGAGUGAUCCUAGCUGUUACCUGUAAGCUUUCUUUCACUUUUCC
This is a messenger RNA of Dendrobium catenatum, 392 nucleotides long. Its product is annotated as E3 ubiquitin-protein ligase HAKAI homolog. Gene Ontology annotation, molecular function: ubiquitin protein ligase activity. The transcript is spliced from 2 exons. The coding region runs from base 45 to 374 and encodes 109 amino acids. The record is from RefSeq and is a predicted model, not a curated record. Gene Ontology annotation, biological process: regulation of cell adhesion; protein ubiquitination. Lineage: Eukaryota; Viridiplantae; Streptophyta; Magnoliopsida; Asparagales; Orchidaceae.